Macrosiphum euphorbiae (potato aphid) is the source of this 549-nucleotide messenger RNA. NCBI's taxonomy places the organism in Eukaryota, Metazoa, Arthropoda, Insecta, Hemiptera, Aphididae. The record is from the annotation of a GenBank genome assembly.
AUGGGGAAUGUUUUCGCGAAUCUGUUCAAAAAUUUGUUUGGCAAAAAGGAGAUGAGAAUACUUAUGGUAGGAUUAGAUGCAGCUGGUAAAACAACAAUUUUAUACAAAUUGAAAUUAGGUGAAAUUGUUACCACCAUACCGACUAUUGGUUUCAACGUGGAAACUGUCGAGUACAAAAACAUCAGUUUCACAGUGUGGGAUGUUGGUGGACAGGAUAAAAUCCGACCACUUUGGAGGCAUUAUUUCCAAAACACACAGGGUUUGAUUUUCGUAGUAGACAGUAAUGAUAAGGAACGUAUUUUCGAAGCUAAAGAAGAGUUAAUGAGAAUGCUUGGUGAAGACGAGCUUAGAGACGCCGUAUUAUUGAUAUUCGCUAAUAAACAAGAUUUGCCUAAUGCCAUGAAUGCAUCUGAAAUUACUGAUAAACUAAGCUUACACACGCUACGUAAUCGUAACUGGUAUAUUCAAGCAACGUGCGCAACUAGUGGUGAUGGUUUAUAUGAAGGUCUUGACUGGCUGUCAAAUCAAUUGAAAAAUGCCAACCGUUAA